AACUCAAAAGGAGUGGUUGGUGGUGUUUUGGAUAGCUUUCGUUAUUCUGAUACUUGGAACGAUAUUGUUUGUGGUGCUCGCCAGUGGAGAUGUUCAGCCGUGGGCGAUACUCCGAAAACCGACCACACGAAGAACUACGAUGAUGCAACGACUCAGUAUGAGGCUGGAGAGUAACCGGGGAAGUGCAUUCGAUAUUGCAGAGGUGGCAAGGAAAUUAUCGAAACUAGUCUCCUCACGUUCUGCGUCACUGAAAGACGACGACACUGAAAAUUAA
Anisakis simplex (herring worm) is the source of this 274-nucleotide messenger RNA. NCBI's taxonomy places the organism in Eukaryota, Metazoa, Nematoda, Chromadorea, Rhabditida, Anisakidae. The record is from the annotation of a GenBank genome assembly.